CACCAAGCCCUGCACGGCCUGAUUGGAAACCCGUUGUCUCUCUCGCUGUGGUGUCGUUUUCGGGGAAGUCAAUAUUGGAAAUUUCUGAGAAAUUCAACGUUUCCCCUGGCGCUUAAAAGAGUUUUACGUCCAAGUAUCUUCGAGAAAUUCAUAAGGACGAAAUCUACGAGCUAUGACGGACAGGACACUGGUUUUUAUAUCGCAGUAAAAUUGCGAACAUCCUCUCCACAUCGGUUGAGAAAAUUGGGCACUGUGUCUUUGCCGGAAGACUUGAGGGUGAAGGAUGUCGUCUGUUCACUACAAGUUCAAGAGCAGCAUCGAGUAUGACACGGUGACCUUCGAUGGACUCCACAUCUCACUGGCAGAUCUGAAAAAGGCCAUUUGCACCCAGAAGAAAAUAACCAGGGCAGAGUUUGAUCUCCAGAUUACCAAUGCACAGACUGGGGAAGAAUAUAGUAACAAUGACGCCCUGAUCCCUAAAAAUGCAUCUGUGGUGAUUGUGAGAGUUCCCAUCGGUGGAGUCCGAGCCAACAUCGUUGGGGAGCCACCGAGGAUGGACAGCCAACAGAAACCAGGUGAAGAUGCUUCUAGAAUGACCAUUGAACAACUUAAGAAGACAUCAGACCUUGCCAAUGCAAAUGCCUCGGAAGAUGACAAAAUCCGGGCUGCUUUGUUCCAAUCAAGUCACGAGUACGAUCCCUCCAAAUAUGAGCGGUAUGGUGGAAGGUACGGUGGAGGUGGUAACAUCCGUCCUGGACAGACCUACACCUGUCACAGGUGUUUGAAACCGGGACACUUCAUUCGUGACUGUCCCCAAAGAGGACCGGAACCAGUUCGGCCAUCCUACAACCAAUACCGCUAUCCCAGGGUCAGCGCAGGAAUACCCCGAGAGUUUAUGACCACCGUCAACGACCCAUCGAUUAAAGGAGCCAAGCUCACCAGCUCGGGCCACUAUGCCGUGCCUACAAUAGACCACAAUGCCUACCAGACCAUCAAGAAGGAGAAGCACCCGUUCCUGAAGAGCAACUCGCCCGAGCCCGAGGAGGAGAAGAUUGAGAUCCCGGCCCAGCUUCUGUGUCCGCUGUGCAAAAAUCUCAUGACGGACUCGGUGCUCAUCCCAUGCUGCGGCAACAGCUUCUGCGAUGAGUGCAUCAGAGAUUAUCUCCUUGAGACGGACGACCACCAGUGCCCAAUAUGCGAGGAAACAGACGUCUCCCCAAACUCACUCUGCCCAAACAAAGUGCUCCGUCAGACUGCAUUGGACUUUCAACACGAGACUGGCUUCACCAAGAAGAUUGUGCCCAGGCAGGCCAGGCCCAGGCCCCCUCCUGCGGCGCCCGCCCAGCCGACUCCAGCUCCAACACCAGCUCCGACACCAGCACCUCCCGUGACAAAGACAACCACGUCCCAGGCCCAGCCCUCCCAAUCCUCGACAUCUUCAACGGCAACAUCAGUGACCAGCAGGCCAGAUCAGACAACUCAUCAGGUCCCAGUCCUCAAUGUCAACAAGGACAGGAGGACGUACGAGCCGAGGUAUAUCCAUCGCCCAAGUGCUCCCAGACCAGACUACCAGCCCAGGCACCAAAUGGACCAGCAGGGGCCCAGAUACCCGGGGGACAAUCGUGGGGGACCCCCUCCUGGACCCAGAUACCAAGGCCCACCCAGAUACCAAGGACCUCCUACAAGUCACCAGGGCCCACCUCGUGGACCCCCACCCAACUUCGGACCUCCAGGCCCACCGUCACAUGGACCCCCACCUCAACAAGCUCACCAAUAUCAAGGCCCAUCACCAAGAGGCCCUCCUCCAGGACUCCGACCUCCACAGCAGCUGCCCAACCAAGGACCUCCACCACUGAGACCCCCAUACCAAGGUCCCCCUCAUCAAGGACCUCCACCCAGAGGUCCUCCACCACAGCAAGGCCCGCCACCUCCUGGACCCCCUUACCAAGGUCCACCUCACCAGGAACCCCCCUACCAAGGACCUCCUCAGAGUCGUCCCCCGCCUCAGCUUCAAGGACAGCCACCGCUUAGUCAUCAAGGUCCAUCACCUCAAGGAUCUCGGCCACCCCUUGGCCCACCACCUGGACUGACAUCUCAACCAAACUACCCAAGGCCCCCUCCACAUCUGCCUCCUCCUAGAGGCCCCCCUCCACCUGUCCAGCAUCCUCCAACAAACCACGGACCCCCACCUAGAGGUCCCCCACCACCAAACUUGAACGCACCUCCCCAUCACCUGAAUGGACCGCCGGUGGGUGGCCCGCCACCUGCUAGACCACCAGUGCCACAUCCUCUUCAAGGAACUCCUUUUAUUGUUCCUGGACCGACUGGCCCACCACCUGCAGUCCCAGGACCACCACCUAUACCUGCUGGUCCUGUAAGCAGACCCCUGACUGAGAAAGAAUUUUAUGAGGAGAAAGAGAGACUGAUACAAGCUGAGCACAGGGAAGUGGUACCCAAGAAAUUGGACCCCAUGGACGAGUUUGCUAACCACCUGAAGGAGUACCAGCGCGACCAAAAGCUGCAACACGCAUCCUCCCGGUCCCGCAGUAGGUCUUCCGGCUCUAGUGGCAGCUCCUGGUCCAGCUCAUUGGGCUCCUCUUCCAGAUCAUCCUCACGCACCAGCUCACGGAGCCGGACCCGAACCCGGACUCGUUCUAGAUCCAGAUCUAGGACAAAGGCCAAGCGGCGAUCCAGGUCACGGUCAAGGUCGAGGUCAAGGUCACGACAUAAAACCUCCCGGCGAAGGUCCCGUUCCCGGUCCAGGGAGAAUCGUAGGCCCCCAUUGCGAAGAUCCCGUUCCCCACGUCGUAGGGAUCACUCUCCACGCCAGUCACGCUCCCCUAUCAGGAGGCGUCGGUCGCGAUCCCGCUCUUUUCCCAGGAUUCGGGCACCUCUCAGACCAAGACCAUUUUUGCGGAGAUCCAGAUCUCGAUCGCCUCCUCGCGCCUACUACCCAGCUCCAAGAUCACCUCGGUACAGAGAUCACUCGCCUUAUGCACGCUAUGAUCCUCGUUACGAUCAGAGAUAUGAGCCUCCCCCACCUCCAGCAAUGCAUCCUUACCCACCACCCCUCAUGCUUCCCCCACAUCCUGGUGACCCCUAUCCCCCUCGUUAUCCAGAAGAAAGGUUUCCUAGAUUUGAGCAGCCCUAUGGCCCAGAAUUUGAUGCAAGGCCUGACUUCAGACCCGAAUACCGGGCUGAAUUCAGACCCGAUAUUGGUCCAAGACCAGAAAUGAGACCAGACAUCAGACCGGACGUUAGGGAACCUGGUUAUCCCCCUGAGCAUGACGAACAAUACAACAUGUACAGAAACCAGUAUCCCAAUGAGUACCCUGACAGGCCCCCUCUUACCCCUGUGGAACCUCAAGAUGAACCAUUUGAUAGAGAAGUGUGGAACCAUCCCAAUCGUUCACCUUUCAGAGAGACCGAGGACAGACACAACCUAUCCAGUCGAGACCGAGAUAGGCACAGGAGAAGUGACAGAACGGGGUCAAGGGAUAAAGAUGUCCGGGACAAGGACAGGAACAAAGAGAAUGUUGAGAAACGAAAGAGCUCGGAGAAGGACCGAAGCCGAGAAAGGAGUAGGGACAGAGACAGAGGUGAACAGGACAGGGCAGAGGAGAGAGACGUCAAGGAAAAAUCUAAAGACAGGGAAAAAGAAAAGGAAAAAAGUAAAAGUAAAGACAAGGAUAAGGGACGAGAGCGAAAACAUUCAACCUCUAAACACAAACAUAAGCACAAGCACAAGGAGGACAAAUCAGAAACCUCCAAGACACAAGACAAAAAAGAUAUCAAGGACGAGAAAGGUGGUGGUGAAAACCCUGAAGAGGCCAAAGAGAAUGCAGACUCUGUCAAAAAAGCAAAAUCUCCCAAGCACAAGAAAACCAAGAAGAGCAAAAAAUCGGAAUCGGACUCGCAGAAUGCUGCAGGGGACGGUGAAGGGGCCAAGACCACAAAGGAGAAGAAGAGCAAAGACAAGGAGGAGAAGAAGAAAAAGAAACGCAAGCUUGCCUCCAGAUCUGAAACCGGUGCAGAGCAAACAUCUGCCUCAGAGGAAUCCAAGCCAAAGAAGGCCAAGCUGGACGGUGACGGUGAGCAAAUCAAAGCACCCAAGAAAUCCAAGAAGGAAGGCAAAAAGAGCAAGAGGACCAAGACAGCAAAGACUACAGACAAAGAUGUGCAAUCGGGACUGGAAGAGUCCAACAAGCCAGCCAUUAUUGCCAAUUACUCCAGCACCAGCUCCACUGGUGGGAGUCCUCUCCAUUCAGGGACAAGCAACUUAAAUGACCAUCUUGUUAAGCGGGAGAUCGAAGAAGAACCUGUCGAAGACCAACGUCGUGUUAUCCAGGUACACAGAACCUCAGCUGACCAGGCUGAAACGUCAGAGGAAAUCAAAGCAGAACUCCUCACCCCCAUCAUCUCGCAAGAGUCAGUCAAAGUCAAGGAUGAGCCCAUCAAAGUCAAAGAUGAGCCCGUCAAAGAUGAGCCUGUCAAAGUCAAAGAAGAGCCUGUCAAAGAGGAACCCAUGGAGACAGAGUCUGUUGAUACUACCGUGGCAAAGAUAAAAACCGAGACACUAAGCCCUCAGAAGGGCCAAGACACCAUCCAAGAUGCCGAAAGUAAGGUUGACACCACUCCUAAACUGGAAAGGAGUAUGAGCGUGCAAUCAGAGAGCGCCAACAGUGAGUUGAUAACUGUUGCAGUACCUGUAUCGCGUUGGGAUAAGGACGAGUACGAGUCUGAACCCUCACCUGGACCCUCUGCCGCACCAUCCCCAAAGACUCUGCUCAACAUGGAGCACAGUGAAGAGAACUUCGAGCCAGAUUACGAAGAGGAGCUUGAAGUCGACAAGGAAGAUGCGAAAACCAACAUCAGUGACAAGAAACCAGAAAGCCUGUCUGAGGACAGGAAAGCUCCCCCAAAAGAGAGAAGAUCCAGCUCAAGCAAAGACAGAAAAAGCAGAAGUCCUGAAAAGAAGAAAGAGAAGGACAACAGAGCAAGUCCACCAAGGAAAAGAAAGAUCAGCCCCAUAAGAGCACCAAGCCCUAAAGUAAAGGAGAGAAAGCACAGUCCUGCACCAGACAGGAAAAAGAGUCCAUCGAGAGAACGGAAGAAGAGUCCAAUAAGAGAACGAAAGAAGAGUCCUAUAAGAGAACGAAAGAAGAGUCCUAUAAGAGAACGGAAGAGCAGCCCAGGCAGAGACAGCCGCAUCAGCCCAGCCAGGGACAAACGGCGCUCGCCCGCCAGAACAAAUAGACCUUCAAGUCCCUCGAGAACAAGAAGGUCCAGUCCUGGCCGGAUUGUCCAGGGCCGAGAUAGAAGUCCCACCCAUCGAGAGAGAAGAGCAAGUCCGGUCAGAGAAAGACGACAAAUCAGCCCUAUCCGAGAGCGAAGGCCCAGUCCCGGGAGAGGAAGACAUACCAGCCCCAUCCGAGACAGACGCCACAGCCCUGUUCGAGAGAGAAGACGCAGCCCAGCAAGAGAGACACACAGCAGGGACAGACGGAUCGUCAGCCCCAGGCGAGAACGAGUCCGGAGUCCCGUCAGAGAUCGGAGGGGUAGCCCCGUCCGGGAGCGGCCCGCCAGCCCGCCCAGGGAGAGGAAACCGAGCCCCGAGCGGCGACAGAGAAGAGUCAGUCCUGCCAAGGAGAAGCUGGAGUCCAGGAAGCGCAAGAGCCCCAGUCGCAGCACCAGCCCCAGCAGCAGCAGUAGCAGCAGUGAGGAAGAGGAGGAAGAUGAGACCAGCAGCAGUUCCAGUGAGGAGAGCAGCCCCAGCCGCAGCCCCAGCAAGGAGAGGAGCUCCAAGAAGAAACGCAGCAAGCGACACCACAAGAAACAUCAUAAGAAGCACAAGAAGACCAGCAAGAAGGUUAAGAAGAACACCUCCCACAAGCACAAACACAAGAAGGCCAAAAAGAAGAAGAGUAGGCAUAAGGACUAAAGGCAGUGUGUACUCUGACCAGAUUGUUAAGAGAGAAUGCGAAAUUAAUCAGCAGAAAUUUGAGGUUUUCCUCAAGGUUUUACAAGGUUUUUCAGGGAACCUCGGGGUUCGACCUGGAGUAACCACUUGUUUGAUUUUGCAUUCUCGCCUUACAUGUGCGAUAAUCCCAAACAAAACAAAUUUUCGAAGUGUGAAGUGAAGUUUAAAAAAAGAUGGCAUUGCAUGCUCCACUAAAAAAAUCACUAAAAAAAUUGUAGAAUUAGUUAGAAACUUGGGUGCAGAAUCAUGAUUUGGAAUACAGUGGUAUUAAAAUACAGAUUAAAGAAAGCUUGGAUUUGUGACAAUCCACAUAGCCUAUUUGUAAAACGCAAUUAGAAAAAAAAAAUCCUAUUUUCUUAGUGUCCUUUUAAUGUCUCAUCACAAAAAAGAGUGAAAACAAAUUAAAAACUCAUUUAUUUCUUUGCACAUAUGAUAGGAAUUCAUUCAGAAAACUUUGUGAAAAUCACUUUGAGCAGAGCCAAAAGAAGAAACGUAUAGCAACGAUACGGUGCUUAUGUUUGUUUUUGCACAUGCCAUUACCCAAGCAUAUCUAAAGGCGCCCAAGAAGUCAUCAAUAUGAACAAAUGAAUCACAAACUUAAGAAUUCCAAGUUAAUCACAGCCACAUGCAGGGCAUUAGUUAGGGGCAAGUAAAAAGAUGGGCAAAGAGAAUUGGACUCUUUUUACAAACUUGAUGUUAAAAGAAUGCUAUGGCAGAUGAACAGAUUAUUUUUACUUUAUUAUUGCUUUAUUACUGCAGUUGGCACGUAAGUUUUUGUUUUGUUUAUAUUUUGUGGAAAGUGUAUACUCACGUUCAGAAUGAACAGUAUAUUGGCCUGAAAGUCUUGAGUGAUAAUGCCUCACAUUUGUAAAAGAUGCGUUGCUUCUAAUUUUCAGAAAAAUACUUGACAUAAAUAUUUUGAAAUGUUUCCAUGUGACUAAUUUCUUGAUAAUUUCUACAACCAGAAUUUUGCUCAAAAGAAUUCAGUUUCCUCAUGUAAAAUGUGCAACCUUAUACUCAGAAG
Messenger RNA from Patiria miniata (bat star), 7004 nucleotides. RefSeq names its product E3 ubiquitin-protein ligase RBBP6-like. Gene Ontology annotation, biological process: protein ubiquitination; ubiquitin-dependent protein catabolic process; mRNA processing. The record is from RefSeq and is a predicted model, not a curated record. Bases 284 to 5941 code for a protein of 1885 amino acids. The transcript has 13 exons. Gene Ontology annotation, cellular component: nucleus. NCBI's taxonomy places the organism in Eukaryota, Metazoa, Echinodermata, Asteroidea, Valvatida, Asterinidae. Gene Ontology annotation, molecular function: ubiquitin protein ligase activity; nucleic acid binding; zinc ion binding.